GCCAGCUAACCUCUUCGUGUCAACACAAAAACUGCAUCGUCUUCUUCAGCAAGGCCAAGUAAGCUGGCCUUAUAUACACUCCAAAAGAAACGUUUAACUAAGUGUGCUGGUGGGCAAUAUGGCGGAACAGAACGCAUUGGUAAUGCAACAACAGAAUUUGGACAGGAGUUGCUGGGUGUGCUUUGCUACCGACGAGGAUGACCGCACGGCGGAGUGGGUGCGUCCAUGUCGUUGCCGCGGCUCCACCAAGUGGGUGCACCAGUCUUGCCUGCAGCGCUGGGUGGAUGAGAAGCAGCGGGGCAACAGCACAGCCCGCGUGGCCUGUCCGCAGUGCAGCGCUGAGUACCUCAUUGUUUUCCCCAAACUGGGCCCGGUGGUGUAUGUGCUGGACCUCGCCGACCGGCUCAUCUCCAAGGCCUGUCCCUUUGCCGCCGCUGGCAUCAUGGUGGGCUCCAUCUACUGGACGGCCGUCACGUACGGGGCCGUCACCGUCAUGCAGGUGGUGGGCCAUAAGGAGGGUCUGGACGUGAUGGAACGGGCCGACCCCCUGUUCCUGCUCAUCGGCCUACCCACCAUCCCAGUCAUGCUGAUCCUGGGCAAGAUGAUCCGCUGGGAGGACUACGUGCUGCGCCUCUGGAGGAAGUACUCCAACAAGCUGCAGAUCUUAAACAGCAUCUUCCCAGGGAUUGGGUGCCCGGUGCCUCGUAUUCCAGCAGAGGCCAGCCCCCUGGCGGACCACGUGUCGGCCACCAGGAUCCUGUGCGGCGCCCUGGUUUUCCCCACCAUCGCCACCAUCGUGGGCAAGCUGAUGUUCAGCAGUGUCAACUCCAACCUGCAGAGGACCAUCUUGGGCGGAAUCGCGUUUGUGGCCGUCAAGGGGGCGUUCAAGGUGUAUUUCAAACAGCAGCAGUACCAGAGACAAGCCCACCGUAAAAUCCUCAACUUCCCUGAGGUCGAAGAGGCUUGAGGUGGAGCUGCACAGACAGACACGGACACCCGGGGGAGGGAGAAAUAGAUGGGACCUCUAAACAGGAACGCCGUCAGACAGACUGAGCGGCACAGGGAUCAAUGGCGCCCCCUACCUAUUCUACCCCUCCAAACAGCCUGGUCUCCCCUCAGCUUUUUUUGCUCUCUGUGAGGUCUUCUUUGUAUGGAUGUUGCCAUUUCAUUUGAAUGCAUUAGAAGGGAAAUGAGACAAGAACACUUAUCUGGACACAAGUAUUCAUGCGUUUUGCACACAGGACCCUGGAACGUGACUUGUUUUGUGACAGCUGUGUGGUUUUUCUUUUAAAUUGCAUAACCAGUGCUUGUGUGUUCAAAGACAAACCUGGGACACUAUUUACACAGGAAGAUUUUAUAAAAAAAAUAAAUAGUUUUAUAUUGUUGAUUUUUCAUUUCACUGAAUGUGUUUGCCGAUGGGAGAUGUUUUUCCUUAUUUUGUGUUUUAUGAGGUGAAUAGAACAUCCAUCACAAUUGGAUGAUAAUU
Molecule: messenger RNA, 1486 nt
Organism: Esox lucius (northern pike)
Lineage: Eukaryota; Metazoa; Chordata; Actinopteri; Esociformes; Esocidae
Gene: marchf5
Product: membrane-associated ring finger (C3HC4) 5
Exons: 6
Coding region: 119-967 (282 amino acids)
Molecular function (GO): zinc ion binding
Source: RefSeq, a predicted model, not a curated record